Messenger RNA from Saitoella complicata NRRL Y-17804, 1779 nucleotides. RefSeq names its product calmegin. The record is from RefSeq and is a predicted model, not a curated record. Gene Ontology annotation, cellular component: endoplasmic reticulum; endoplasmic reticulum membrane. The transcript has 3 exons. The coding region runs from base 1 to 1779 and encodes 592 amino acids. Gene Ontology annotation, biological process: protein folding. Lineage: Eukaryota; Fungi; Ascomycota; Saitoellomycetes; Saitoellales; Saitoellaceae. Gene Ontology annotation, molecular function: calcium ion binding.
AUGCGUGCCGGUAUCCCUAUUUCUGCCGUUGCUGCAUUGUUGCUUGUCAGUCACCACGGCCUGGCGGUCGCCGAUGAGUUGGACGACGUCAUUGCGGCCGAUGAAUCUGCCUCGAGCACCUCUGUUGCGCUUCCCCAGUUUACGCCCACUUCUUUGAAGGCUCCUUUCUUGGAGCAGUUCACUUCAGACUGGUCAGAGCGCUGGACUCCUUCUUCGGCUAAGAAGGAUGACAAGGAUGGCAAGGAGGAGAUGUCUUACGUCGGAAAGUGGUCCGUCGAGGAACCUACCGUCUUGAAGGGCUUGGCACAAGAUCUCGGUCUCGUCCUUAAGUCUCCCGCCGCUCACCACGCCAUCUCCGCCCCCUUCCCCGAGCCCAUCGACAACACCGACAAGACCCUCGUCGUCCAAUACGAAGUUAAGCUCCAAAAGGGUCUUGAAUGUGGUGGUGCCUACCUCAAGCUCCUCUCCGCCGACACCGUCGCCGGUGUCGAGGCGCAGGAGUUCUCAAACAACACCCCUUACCAGAUCAUGUUCGGUCCCGACAAGUGUGGUGCGACUAACAAGGUCCACUUUAUCUUCCGUCACAAGAACCCUAAGACUGGAGAGUAUGAGGAGAAGCACCUUACCGCUCCUCCUCCCUCCAAGAUCACGAAGCAUUCUACCCUUUACACCUUGAUCGUUAACCCCGAUCAGACCUUCGAGAUCAGGAUCAACGGCGAUAAGGCAAAGUCUGGAUCUCUUUUGGAGAACUUUACUCCGGCUGUUAACCCCGCUGCCGAGAUCUCCGACCCCGAGGACUUCAAGCCCGCUGAUUGGGUUGACACCCCCCAGGUCGUCGAUCCCUCCGCUACUAAGCCCGCGGACUGGGAUGAGGAUGCACCCAUGACAGUCCCCGACAUGGAUGUCGAGAAGCCUGAAGACUGGCUUGAGGACGAGCCGGAGUACAUCCCCGACCCUGACGCCGAGAAGCCCGAGGACUGGGACGACGAGGAGGAUGGUGACUGGAUCGCCCCCACUGUCUCCAACCCCAAGUGCGAAACUGCCUCGGGCUGUGGACCCUGGAUCAGACCUUUGAAGCGUAACCCUGACUACAAGGGCAAGUGGUCCGCACCCCUUAUCCCCAACCCUGACUACAAGGGUAUCUGGGAACCCCGCAAGAUCUCCAACCCGGACUACUACGAAGACCUCACCCCCUCCAACUUCGAGCCCAUCGGCGCUAUCGGCUUCGAGUUGUGGACGAUGCAGAGCGAUAUCCUCUUCGAUAACAUCUAUGUCGGACACUCCGUCGAGGACGCAGAGGCUCUCGCAGAGGAGACUUGGAAGGUCAAGUAUGCGAAUGAGAAGGCAGAGGAAGAGAAGAACGUCAAGGCUACCCCUGAGCCAACAAAGCAGGAUUCAAAGGGUAAGGUGAGCCCGUGGAAGGAGGAUCCCGUGGGUUACGCGAGCCAGCAGUUGGAUAUGUUCUACCAGAUCUUCAUCCGUGACCCGCGCUCCGCAUUGGAGAUGAUGCCUGAGGUCGCUACCGCGAUCAUCGUCGGUCUCGUUUCUCUCCUUGCCACCAUCGGUGGUCUUCUUGCGUGGUUGACUGCGCCGGCUGCGAAGCCUAGCCAGGUCGUGAAGAAGGCUGCGGAGAACGUCAAGGCUGAUGCUAAGGCGAAGAAGGAGCAGGGACAGGUUGUGGAGAAGGAGAGGAUUGUGGCGGAGGAGACGACGGCGAGCCCGGUUGCGCUUGCUGAGGAGGAGAAGGUUACGAGGAGGAGUACUAGACGUGUCGAGUAA